Messenger RNA from Rhinocladiella mackenziei CBS 650.93, 1539 nucleotides. RefSeq lists its product as uncharacterized. The transcript has 2 exons. Gene Ontology annotation, cellular component: outer membrane; SAM complex. The record is from RefSeq and is a predicted model, not a curated record. Bases 1 to 1539 code for a protein of 512 amino acids. Gene Ontology annotation, biological process: protein insertion into mitochondrial outer membrane. NCBI's taxonomy places the organism in Eukaryota, Fungi, Ascomycota, Eurotiomycetes, Chaetothyriales, Herpotrichiellaceae.
AUGGCCGAUGCUUCUGAAGACAAUAUUUUCCAGCUAUUGAAGAAUGCCGACCCAAAAGAGCUUGAACAGCGCCAGCAAGCUUUAAAUGAGAAGAUUCAUAAGGCGUUCCAACUAAGCCAGCAAAGACUUGCUGGGCUGAUCGACCAGAACUCAACGCUGCCUACCACUGUUUCCUCUGUCAUCGUCCUAGGAGCUCCAAAUACUCGGCAUGGCUUUCUGGAGAAGGUGGUCAACCCUUUGCUAAGUGCCAAUCGCGAUCGCCCUUACACUCAAUCCGAACUCAUCCAUGAGGUGGCCAAAACUGCCAACAAGCUCAGAAAAUUCGGAAUCUAUCACGAACCAGUCUCCGUCUACCUGGAUAAAUCCUCCAAGACCGAUCCGACCACCACCCCAACCGACGUUACCAUUUAUUAUUCCGUGAAAGAGAAGAGCCGGACAUUUGCAAAGACCGGAACAGAUCUCGGUAAUGCUGAAGGUUCAGCCUACGCCAAUGUGCAAUGGAGGAAUCUCUUUGGUGGAGCAGAGACUUUGGAUGUGAACGCGUCCAUAGGAACGCGGACACGCUCCUCGUAUCAAGCUGCAUUUGACGCUCCAAUCCUCAGCAACCCCGACUGUCGCUUUCAGGUUGGCGGCGUGCAGAGUGCCACUCAAAAAGGAUUUGCCAGUCAUGAAGAAGUCCUCAAAGGGGGUUGGUCAAAAUUUCGCUGGUUAACAUCGAGCGGAUCGCUGCAUGAGAUAGGAUACAACAGCUUCUGGCGACAAGUGACCGGCCUGGCACAGAAUGCUUCACCGACGGUGAAGAAUGAAGCCGGCGAUUCCUUCAAAAGCAGCAUCUCACAUACAUGGUCGACUGACAGGAGGGACAACCCCAUGCUUCCAUCCCGUGGAUAUUAUGCCAAGACCACGUCGGAAUUGGCCGGCUGGGGACCGCUACGAGGCGAUGUCGCCUUUUUCAAAAGUGAGAUAGAGACGCAAUCGGCCAUACCAAUCCCAGUGCCGGGAAUCAGAGGUGACAGCGGGGUCAGCUUCAGUUCUGGGCUUCGCGCUGGACUGCUCUACCCACUGACGCUCGGUUCGAAUCCACACCCAGAAAUGUCCCGCAUAAAUGACAGGUUCCAGCUAGGCGGUCCGACGGAUGUUCGAGGUUUCAGAUUGUCCGGCCUGGGGCCGCACGAUGGACCGGAUGCAGUGGGUGGGGACAUCUACGCGGCUGGCAGUGCAAAUCUUCUGGUACCUCUUCCGAAAGUUGGAAAAGAUAAGCCAUUCCGUUUACAGGCAUUUGUGAAUGGUGGCAGAUUGUUGGCCAUACGAAACGAAGAAAGAGAAGGGCCGAUGACAAGCGAGGAAGUUAAGCAAAGUGUGUCUAACGCGAUCACCGAGCUGGGGAAUGGACUUCCAACGAUGUCAGCCGGUAUUGGGUUAGUAUAUGCUCACCCUGUGGCACGAUUUGAGCUCAAUUUCUCCUUGCCACUGGUUGUCCGGAAGCACGAAGAAGCCAGGAAAGGAGUGUCUUUCGGAAUCGGCAUCAAUUUCUUGUAG